Molecule: messenger RNA, 1521 nt
Organism: Arctia plantaginis
Lineage: Eukaryota; Metazoa; Arthropoda; Insecta; Lepidoptera; Erebidae
Source: the annotation of a GenBank genome assembly
AUGAAGGUCCUGAUUAUAUUAAGUGUCUUUGCCGUUGCCUCUUCUGGCGUAUCUGACAAUAAGAAAAGGAGUUUUCCUGCAGACUUCCUCUUUGGUUCUGCUACUGCGGCAUACCAGGUUGAAGGUGCGUGGGAUGAGGAUGGUAAAGGUGAAGGUAUUUGGGACUACAUGACCCACAACCAUCCAAAUACGAUCUCCGAUUUGAGCAAUGGCGACGUCGCUAGUGACUCCUACCACAACUAUAGACGCGACGUCCAGAUCAUGAGAGAGUUAGGUCUUAAUGCUUAUCGAUUCUCUCUCUCCUGGUCGAGAAUCCUACCGACAGGAUUCGCUUACAACAUCAACCCUGCAGGCAUUGACUACUACAAUAAGUUAAUAGAUGAGAUGCUUAAAUAUAAUAUCACUCCAAUCGUCACUCUCUGUCACUUCGACCUGCCACAAAAACUCCAGGAGCUAGGAGGUUUCGCCAACCCCAUGAUUAAAGAUUGGUUCGAAGAUUACGCCAGAGUUGCAUUUCAACAUUUCGGAGAUAGAGUCAAGUACUGGAUUACCUUCAACGAACCUGUCUUUUGCUCUCUUGGUUAUGGCUCCGAUAAAUUGGCUCCGAUUGUGAACUCCACUGCUAUAGGAGGCUACUUGUGUGCCAAGCACGUGGUGCUUGCACAUGCCAACGCGUAUCACGCAUAUAAGAAUGACUUCAAGCCAACCCAAGGGGGCCAAUGUGGUUUUAUUGUAGGGGUCAGUUGGUAUGAACCGCUGACUGAUAGUCCUGAAGAUAAGUUAGCUGCGGAAAUCAAGAGACAGGGAGAUUGGGGCCUGUAUACUGAACCUCUACUUUCAGCCGAAGGAGGCUUUCCUAAAGAUCUUUCAGCGAGGAUUGCGUCAAAGAGCGCUCAACAAGGAUUUUCCAAAUCACGCCUGUCAGACUUUACUGAGGAUGAGAAAAUUUGGAUUCGCGGUACCGUAGACUUUUUAGGAGUAAAUCAUUACACUGGUAGUCUGGUUUCAGCGACUAAAUACAAAAUUCCCGCCAGUGUGCCUUCUUCUGAAGAUGACUUAGACGUCGGUAUUUACAUACGAGAUGAAUGGUCUACUGCACAGUCGUCUUGGCUGGUGAAAUUUCCAAACAGCACCUACAAUGUUUUGACGGACCUUAUGAAGAGGUACAACAAUCCAGUUAUGUACAUCACCGAGAAUGGCUGGUCUACUGCCCCAGACAGCACCCUGGUUGAUGAUGAUAGAGUCACGUACUACAGGGAUGUGUUAGAAGAUAUACUGGAUGCCAUUGAUGCUGGUGUCAAUAUAAAAGGAUUCUUGGCGUGGAGUAUGAUAGAUAACUUCGAGUGGAUCAGAGGAUAUACGGAGCGUUUUGGCCUCUACCAGGUAGACUUCGAACAUCCAGCGCGUACCCGCACGCCCAGGAAGUCAGCAUUCGUAUACAAGCACAUCGUCAAGAACCGCUACAUCGACCGCGACUAUGAACCCGGGUCCAUGAUUAUGACCGUCGACGAGGGACAUUAA